Molecule: messenger RNA, 2026 nt
Organism: Taeniopygia guttata (zebra finch)
Lineage: Eukaryota; Metazoa; Chordata; Aves; Passeriformes; Estrildidae
Source: RefSeq, a predicted model, not a curated record
GCAGGCAGGAGAAGGGGCGAGUGGUGGUGGGCACGGGGCUGCCACAGCCGUGGUUGGUGAGAUAUGGUGGCCACACAGGCACUCCUUACCUGGCCUGGCAGGGGAUUUACAGUUUGCAUUUCGUAACGGGGAAGAGUGGAUGGGCCCCGGCCUGCCCCAGCUGAGCCGGUGACAUGCGCUGGGGCCUUGGUGCUUCGUGUUGAUUCAGCAAGACACGAGCCAGUCCAACUGCCCCGGGGUGUCUGAUGGAGGUGACAUCACCAACUGGGAACCAGCUGGACCAGUGCCACGCUCCCAGGCUGGGGAAGCACUCACAGACUGGGCUGUGCUGGGAUCUCUCUGGGGCUGCUCCACUGUGCACUCCCCAUGCCUUGGGAAAUGCUCAGCUGGCCGUGGGGAGGGAAGAGGAACUGCCUUCAGCUGCUCAUGCUCCAGAAAAUCACCCAGUGGGACUGAGAAUCCCACAGCCAGGACACACAGGGUGCCAUGAGGGUGAUCCGUGUCCUGUGUCGGUCCUGGAGUGUCUCCCUGCCACCUCGUGGGGCUGGGCUGUGCCCAUCCCAGUGUCUCCCUGUGCCCAGGAUCCCCAGGGACUCAUGGCCUCGGCACAUAACGGGACAGGAUGGGCAGGAGGUUGGUGGAUGCCCUGGGACCACCCCCAGGUGCCAGCUGAGCAUCAGAGGUGCCAGGCUGGGGCAGGACAGCACUGCCCUUCACACCCGAGGCCAGGAGAACUUUCCCUUCCCUUGUGGGCCAGAGAUGCUGCUGGCCCUGGCAGCUGGUCUCCAUUUGGGAGGAGGCAUCCACAUUCCUGGCAUAGCCGCGGUGACCGAGGAAUCCGGAGGAAUCCGGAGGAAUCUGUGGUGGAGGCUGGGCCUGGACAGAAGGGAAGGGGAGAGCAUCUGUCGCCAGGACCCCUGGGGCUCAGAGCUGAGCUCCCACGGGCUCCAGCGGACAGGGAGAGAGAAAUCUGGGGGGUUACAUCCCCCUUCUCUCGCUUUUGGAAUGGUUCAGAAGCUCGCCCAGAAGUAUGACCCACAGAAGGAGGCCGAGCUGCGGACGUGGAUCGAGAGCGUGACAGGAGAACAGAUCGGGCCUGACUUCCAGAGGGGGCUGAAGGAUGGGGUGAUCCUCUGCGAGCUCAUGAACAAGCUGCAGCCCAACGCGGUGAGGAAGAUCAACCGCUCGGCUCAGAACUGGCACCAGCUUGAGAACCUCUCCAACUUCAUCAAGGCCAUGGCCAGCUACGGCAUGAACCCCGUGGACCUCUUCGAAGCCAACGACCUUUUUGAGAGCGGGAACCUGACCCAGGUGCAGGUGUCGCUGCUGGCGCUGGCAGGAAUGGCCAAGACCAAGGGGCUGCAGAGCGGGGUGGACAUCGGCGUUAAGUACUCGGAGAAGCAGCAGAGGAAUUUCGACGAGACCAAGAUGAAGGCUGGGCAGUGCGUGAUCGGGCUGCAGAUGGGCACGAACAAGUGUGCCAGCCAGUCCGGCAUGACGGCCUACGGCACCCGGAGGCACCUCUACGAUCCCAAAAAUCAGAUCCUGCCACCCAUGGACCACUCCACCAUCAGCCUCCAGAUGGGCACUAACAAAUGUGCCAGUCAGGUGGGCAUGACGGCUCCCGGCACCAGGAGACACAUCUACGACGCCAAGACGGGGACGGAGAAGUGUGACAACUCCUCCAUGUCGCUGCAGAUGGGCUCCAACCAGGGCGCCAACCAGAGCGGGCAGGUCUUCGGCCUCGGCCGCCAGAUCUACGACCCCAAGUACUGCCCCCAGGGCAGCCAGGCCGAGGUGGCCAAUGCCACAGGGGACCCGCCCGGGUGCCACUGCUACCCUGAGGAGGAGGAGAGCUACUGAGCGGGGAGGCACAGCCCCACCCGCACCAUCUCAUGUACAGCCCCACUGCCAGCCACAUUCCAGCCUCCACUUUCGUCGGUCCCUCUUUUAAAACUCUUUUUUUUUUUGACUUUGGGAAUUAAUCUAUUUUUCUGAGCGAGGAAAUAAAGAGCCUGUUUCUAGA